This is a messenger RNA of Pyricularia oryzae 70-15, 1641 nucleotides long. RefSeq lists its product as uncharacterized. The record is from RefSeq and is a predicted model, not a curated record. Bases 1 to 1641 code for a protein of 546 amino acids. Lineage: Eukaryota; Fungi; Ascomycota; Sordariomycetes; Magnaporthales; Pyriculariaceae. The transcript has a single exon.
AUGACCUUGGAAAUUGAGGACUUGAAGGCCAAGAUCGCACAAGCGCCCUGCACCAAGAUGCUCCAACGUCUGAAGAGCAAAGCCACGGAAGCUAUGAAAAGAUUCGACGACAUGACGCAGCAGCAUGCGAUCUUCAAGAUGCAGCUCAAAGACCUCAGCGGCACUCUCCAGGGUCUCAGCAGUCAGUCUGAGGGCGAGUCCUCUCCAGACAGUAGUUCACGCAUCUCGGCGGCUGGACUGUCGUCAAACUCGUUCGAUUCAUCUUCGAGUUCCCCAAGGUCACAACCGGCCGACUUUUCUCCCAACGUUCAGCGAGCCAGAGGGGCAGCUUAUUCCGGCACUCGAUCGCCUGCUGUUUCUGCUGGCCAUGAAGAGGCAGAAGAGCACACAAAGCCUUUGGCCAGUGGACCAAUAUCAAUCUCUCAGUCGCAACCUGCAUCAUCAUCCCACGUGCAUUCUGCCGCUGCUCAGUCCAACACUGAUGACACAGACGCCGCCACUUUACUGCCUUCAGACUCUGAGCUACCAUGCGAACCAAAGCUGGCGCGAUGGGAGAUACCCAAGAAGCAGAGGAAGAUGACAGAAGAAUUGGAGCGUCAGCAAAGAAAGCAGGCAGAUGGAAAGGCGGCUGUUUCUAGCAACAAGAAUUAUGGCAUGACAGAGACAGGGAACAAGCCCACGAAUGAACCCACCGCUGUCCCAAGUGACAUUCCUGACAAGCGAGUGGGCUCAGAAAGUCAAACCAGUGGGCAGGAUGAGGAAAAGCCUGGUCCAAAACCUGCAGCGGAAUCGACUGGGAAUCGUAACAAGCCUAAGAAAAAGACAAAAAAGGGAAAGCUGUCGGCCAAGACCGACUCUGGCUCAUCGCAACCAGUUGCACAGGGCUGUUCACAAAGUAGAAAUUCGCUCCUUGGGAGCAGCGAAGGCUCAAUAGACACAGCAACAACAAAGCCACAAGCUGAGGAGGAUGGAGGGCCAGAAAUCAGCGUCCCUCUGCCCCAGGUAUGUACGGCAUCCAGUGACAGUGCAAGGCCCGAUAGGAUGACACCCGAUUCAGAGUCAUCAUCCACACGAGCCAGCUUGCCAGACGUAUCUCCCCACCAAGAAAACCUGCAGGCAUCAUUUUCUGGGAACAUCACUUACUCCCCCGACCAUCUCGAAGCUGGGGCACCUGGCAACAAUCGAGCCCUCCCUCCACUGCCUGCUCCUCUAAAUUUUCCCUGGGGUCACCACGGCUCCAAUCACGGCAGCUUUCCCUCACAGCCGUUGAGUCCGCCUGAAUCUGUGCGAUCUGGCUUUUCGUCUUCUAUAGAGUCUCAUCUACACCAGGGAGACUUCGCUGGGUCCGAUCACUCUGGGAGCGAGACAUCCACCGCUGGCUCAAACUACUGGCCGUCACAUGGCGGAUGCCAGCAAUGUGAGCCAAACACCCCGGCCCAGCCUAUCCAGACGUGGCAGUGGUUUCAUCCAAUUCCCCCUUGGAUGCAGCCAUCACGCUACCUGUCGCGCUCUGUGCCCGUUGACGUGAGGAUGCAGAUCCGCCCACCGCCACCCGACAUUUCGGAGGCGGGCUCGAUUCGAGGGGCCUUGUCGGAGAAUGAUGCUGAUGACUUUGAGCCGGUGAGCGACGAAGCUGAUUGA